This is a messenger RNA of Mizuhopecten yessoensis (Yesso scallop), 831 nucleotides long. RefSeq names its product solute carrier family 23 member 2-like. The coding region runs from base 116 to 457 and encodes 113 amino acids. The record is from RefSeq and is a predicted model, not a curated record. Gene Ontology annotation, molecular function: transporter activity. Lineage: Eukaryota; Metazoa; Mollusca; Bivalvia; Pectinida; Pectinidae. The transcript has 3 exons.
UUAUCCUGUGAUAGGCGGAAUCAACAUUAUAUUAGCAGGAUCAUUCUUCGGCAUUAUCUUCUCAAACCUUAGCUAUGUUAACCUUAAUUCAACCCGAAAUGUUAUCGUCAUUGGAAUGGCGCUUGUCCUUGGUCUCAUGAUACCGCAUUGGGCAAAACAAAACAUGGAUAAAUUUGAAACAGGUAUACAACAGAUAACUUCCCUGGUGCAAAUACUGAUGACAAACGCAAACUUCAUUGGCGGGUUUGUGGCAUGCUUACUCGAUAACACAUUACCGGGUACCCGCAAAGAUCGAGGAAUGCUGACAUGGAUGGGCGUGGGAAGUGACGAGCAAGUUAGAUCCUCGGUCUAUAUGGAGAGCACAGAAGUGUACGACAUACCGUUCAUCACAGACAUUCUCAGGAAGUUUAAAAUAGCAAAAUACAUACCAAUAUCUCCAACUUUCCACCGGAAAUAAUAAAUUGGGUUAUAUAGAACGAGCACGUCAUGUUAGUGGUAUGUGUAAGCGUACAAACGUGUUUUACUGGAGAGCACGAGUCACGGGAUAGAUUCAAAGUUACAGUAAGAUACAAGUGGCCAUCGAUAUUUGAACUGCAAGGUGUACAUAUUUUAAUCAAACAGUUAAACACGUAGGCUUUUACCUAUUUCAAUUCAAUUCAAAUCUGUUAUUAUCGUAAGCAAUAAAGCUUAUUGGUAUUACAUUACAUGUAUUACGCACAUUACAAUGUCAUACAAAGUCAAGUUCAAGCCAUACACUAUUAGGUUUAUUCACUCAUCUCAUAGACAAGAGGUGUGACAAAGCUUUACACACACAAAAAAAUCCAAAAUUAA